CUCGAAGCAGCGGCAGCUCCGGGGACUCGCGCCUUAGGCGACCCGCUGCAGCUCCCUGGCUCCGGGAUCGCCCUGCGUGCCAGGUACCCUGUCGUUUUGCUGAACGGGAAUAUUUCUGGAUGCUGCCAUGUGCAGAAAUGCCAUUUCAAUCCCGCUUUGUAGCCAUUACGAAUAAGCUUGUAGACAUGAUCUACUGUAACAGGGAAUGCUUCUGGAACUGGCAAAUACCUUAAGAAGAGAUUUUUAGAUGCAAUUUAAUAUCGCAUGCCUUGGAAAGCAGGCCACAGCACGGAAGGUACUCAAAAUGGUGUAUGGUGAGUUCUUCCACAGACCGGGACAAGAUGAGGAGCUUGUCAACUUAAAUGUGGGUGGCUUUAAGCAGUCCAUUGGCCAAAGUACAUUGCUCAGAUUUCCCCAUACAAGACUUGGGAAACUACUCAAAUGCCAUUCAGAAGAGGCUAUUCUGGAACUGUGUGAUGACUAUAGUGUUGCGGACAAAGAGUACUAUUUUGAUAGGAACCCUUCCUUGUUCAGAUACGUGCUGAACUUUUAUUACACAGGUAAACUCCACGUUAUGGAAGAGCUGUGUGUUUUUUCCUUCUGCCAAGAAAUAGAAUAUUGGGGGAUCAACGAGCUCUUCAUUGAUUCCUGCUGUAGCAAUUGGUAUCAAGAAAGGAAAGAAGAAGGUCCUGAGAAGGACUGGGAUCAGAAAAGCAACAACGGGAGUAUAGACUCUACCUCGGAAGAGUCUUCCAUAUUUGAGAAGGAGCUUGAGAAGUUUGAUAAACUGUGGCUUGGGAACUUGCGCAGGAACAUAUGGGUCAGAAUGGAGAAUCCUGGAUAUUGUUUGUCAGCCAAAUUAAUUGCGGUUUCUUCCCUGAGCGUGGUCCUGGCCUCUAUAGUGACCAUGUGUAUCCACAGCAUGCCAGAGUUCCAAAAGCUGGAUGCCAACGAAAGAGAGGUCGAAAACCCUGUUUUGGAAGUGGUGGAGAUCAUCUGCAUCAUCUGGUUCACUUCGGAGCUCGUGAUCAGGUUGGCUGCUGCCCCAAGUCAGAAGAAGUUCUGGAAGAAUCCAUUGAACAUCAUUGAUUUUGUCUCCAUCAUCCCAUUCUACGCCACCUUGGCGGUGGACACCAAGGAGGAAGAAAGUGAAGACAUUGAAAACAUGGGCAAAGUGGUUCAGAUCCUACGGCUGAUGAGGAUAUUCCGUAUCCUCAAGCUGGCAAGGCAUUCUGUUGGGCUACGCUCUCUGGGUGCCACAUUGAGACACAGUUACCAUGAAGUUGGGCUUCUACUUUUGUUCCUGGCUGUGGGGAUUUCUAUUUUUUCCGUUCUGGCCUAUUCCGUGGAGAAAGAUGACGAGACUUCAGAACUGCAGAGUAUCCCCAUCUGUUGGUGGUGGGCCACCAUUAGCAUGACCACUGUUGGUUAUGGGGACACGUUUCCGGUCACCUUAGCAGGAAAGAUCAUCGGAACGUCCUGCAUUAUCUGUGGGAUAUUAGUGGUUGCUCUUCCCAUCACCAUAAUUUUCAACAAAUUCUCCAAAUACUAUCAAAAGCAGAAGGAUAUUGAUGCGGACCCGUGCAACAACACCAACCCGCCAGAGAAAACAAAUGAGCUUCCGUAUUUUAAUAUUAGGGAUAUUUAUGCAAAAAGGAUGCACUCCUUUAUUUCUAGCCUUUCUUCAGUAGGAAUUGUAGCCAACGAUCAAGACUCAACGGACGCUUCCAGUAUCCAAGAUGUUGAAGAUGUUUAUAACAUAACGUCUUUGCAGAAUGAACGGGCAUCUUUAGUCUCAUCGAAGACACAUCUGUGACUGGACCUGUAGUCUGCUGGUUACCUCUGGCACUAAGCACAGCUAAAAGCAUCCAUACAUAUUGAAGAGAUGCUUCAGCACUCAACUAUUGAGAAUGGUUAAAGGAUCUCUCCCUAAAGCAACCCUAGGGGAAAUAACCAUAAGCAGUAAGUGGCACAAAAAUGGGGCAGUGCUGACAGAUGUUGCUAGAGCUUAUUGUGCAUUUGCGGUUACAGCUUCGCACCAACCCCCCCUCCCCAUUCCACCAAAAAUAAAUAAGCCAUACAUACCAUUGAUUGCCUCAUUUUAUAUUUUUGGCCAGCAAAAAGUUUUUUAUCGAAUCACGUAAGCCACAUGAUGUAAAUUUCAUGUUCUCCUCCCCCAUGAAUUAAUAUGUUCUCCUCCCCCAUGAAUUAAUGACAACAUCUGCUUUUGGGAUUCAGCCUAACUUUGCCAAAUGCUUCCUUGCCGCCAUGAUUACCACCAUUCCUUUUGCUGCUGAAUGAUAAUGAUGAUCGCGAUUUAUUGUGACCUCCUCUCGUUAAUACUGCUUGCUGUUCCUUCGCUUGUGAACUGUUAAAAAUUUCAGUAAAGAGGAUACUUUAUCAGUAGGCCAACUGCGCAGCUAUCUCGGCUAACCACUUCACAAUAAGGCAGGCUACCUCAACACCAAUAAAAC
Messenger RNA from Eublepharis macularius, 2474 nucleotides. RefSeq names its product potassium voltage-gated channel modifier subfamily S member 3 (gene KCNS3). The record is from RefSeq and is a predicted model, not a curated record. NCBI's taxonomy places the organism in Eukaryota, Metazoa, Chordata, Lepidosauria, Squamata, Eublepharidae. Gene Ontology annotation, molecular function: voltage-gated potassium channel activity; protein binding. The coding region runs from base 248 to 1816 and encodes 522 amino acids. Gene Ontology annotation, cellular component: membrane; voltage-gated potassium channel complex. Gene Ontology annotation, biological process: protein homooligomerization; potassium ion transmembrane transport. The transcript is spliced from 4 exons.